AAAUGAAUGAAAAUGGAUUGCGGUUGCGGGCUCUUUCAUUCAGCUGCAGCUGAGCGCUGAGUUGUUGUGUUCUAAACUUUGGUUAAAUCUGUAACGACCUUAGUACGAAUUUUCUGCUUAACAUCGUUGUACUUCAGGCUUACUUACGGGCUUCUGAACAAUAUUGAUCCAUAAUGUGAAGAUAUCAAGUUAGCACCUAGAUUGUUCAAAACUUGUUGAUAUGAAAUAUUUUCACGCUGAACUCUUGUCGAAAUUUUGCUAAAUGCUCAACACAUGUUGUUGACAGGUCAUUAUUGUCACUCUGACAGUUCCUUUUCUGUUUACAAACUUACCAAUUUUAAAAGUUUUUGUCUUGACUGCAGUUUACUCACAGGAUGGAUCGGAAAACAGUAGACUUUGAAGCCAGUCGUUCUAAGGAUGCAAGCUCAGAUUCUUUGGGUUCUGAUUCCAAAUCUAGUUCCCUAAAUUCUAAACUGGGGCAGGAAUCGGCUAGCUCUGGCAAAGUAUCAUAUACCUCUGCUAGUACCACUUCAAUUGGAAACAUGAUGACUGCAGCAGACAAGUUACGUUCUAAACAACCUAGUAUAGUUGAACCAGGCCAGCCCGCAAGCAGACCUGAUGACCCUCCAUUGCUCCCUGGUGAAAAAGUUAUGGGUGUGGCAAGAGAAGUCACAUAUCUUUGUCCAUACAGCGGACCCGCUCGAGGUGUACUGUCGGUCACAAAUUACAAGCUACAUUUCCGAAGCAUGGAUAGAGACACCCCUUAUGUGGUGGAAGUACCUCUUGGUGUUGUCAGCCGUGUUGAAAAGGUGGGAGGACAAUCAAGUCGAGGUGAAAACUCCUACGGCAUUGAACUAUUUUGUAAGGAUAUGAGAAAUUUAAGAUUUGGCCACAAACAGGAAAACCACUCAAGAAGAAAUGUGUUUGAGAAAUUACAGCAGUAUGCUUUUCCACUAUCACACAAGUUGCCCCUUUUCGCUUUCGACUAUUCUGAAACAUUCCCUGAAAAUGGAUGGAAUGCUUUGGAACCCAUUGCAGAAUUUAAACGAAUGGGAGUUCCUAAUGACAUGUGGAAAAUAACCAAAAUCAAUGAGCAUUAUGAGAUAUGUGACAGUUACCCAGCUGUGUGGGCGAUACCAGCUGCUGCUACAGAUGAUGAUGUUAGAGCUGUGGCUGGGUUUAGAUCACGUGCUCGUAUUCCUGUACUCUCUUGGAUUCAUCCUGAAAGUCAGGCUACCAUUUGUCGCUGCUCCCAACCACUUGUUGGUGUGGGAGGUAAACGCUGUCGAGAAGAUGAACGCUACAUUCAGCUAAUAAUGGAUGCUAAUGCACAGUCUCACAAGCUGUACAUAAUGGAUGCCCGGCCAAGUGCGAAUGCCAUUGCUAACAAAGCAAAAGGUGGAGGAUAUGAGUCUGAAGAUGCAUAUCAAAAUGCUGAACUAGUGUUUCUAGAUAUCCACAACAUUCAUGUAAUGAGAGAAUCUCUAAGAAAGUUAAAAGAAUUGUGUUUUCCUAAUAUUGAAGAAUCACGCUGGCUCUCUGGCAUAGAGGCAACAUAUUGGUUAAAACAUAUCAAAUACAUACUUGCUGGUGCCUGUCGUAUCGCCAAUAGAGUUGAAACUCAUAAAACCUCAGUACUUGUGCAUUGCUCUGAUGGAUGGGAUCGUACUGCUCAGCUGACUGCACUAGCAAUGUUACUAUUGGAUCCAUAUUAUCGGACAAUUAAGGGAUUUGAAGUCCUUAUUGAAAAAGAAUGGCUGAGCUUUGGACACAAAUUUCAACAGCGAAUUGGUCAUGGAGACGACCAUCACUCUGAUGCAGAUAGAUCACCAGUGUUCCUUCAGUUUAUGGACUGUGUGUGGCAGCUGACUCAAAUGUUCCCAAAUGCUUUCCAAUUCAAUGAAACCUUUUUGAUCACUAUUCUUGAUCAUUUGUAUUCUUGCCGAUUUGGCACUUUCCUAUAUAAUAGUGACAGAGAGCGAGUCCAAGAGAAUGUGAAGCAGAGAACUGUAUCUCUAUGGUCUUACAUUAACAGCAGUAUUGACAACUACCGUAACCCACUUUACCUACCACGACCUGGUGUGUUGGAACCUGUUGGCAGUAUACGCUUGAUUUCUCUCUGGAAGGGUCUUUACUGCCGGUGGAAUCCAGGAAUGCGACCUCAGGAUCCCAUUUACCAGAGAAUUCGUGAGCUUCUGGUGCUCAAGGAACAACUGGAAAAGCAGGUGGAUGAGUGCAAACAAGAACAAAAAGCUCGUGUCUCCCGCAACAUGCCUACACCCCCGCGCCUAGCCUCUCCAGUCCACAGCUAGACUAGUGCAAGGAUAUGACUUUAAGUUUUCAAAGAUUAUAAGGAAACUACUGAGUUGCUAAGAAGUCUUUACUCCCAUUCUUAUACUGCCAGUACUGACCUGCAGUUUUGAUUUUGGGGUAUUGUCUUUUAUUUCAAGACAAAUUCAGCACCAAAGAGAUGCCCUGCAGUGCUUGCUGGGUGUUAUUGUUGAAGCUUUUAUAAUAUUAUAUAUUUUUUGCAUAUUUAUCAAAUCAAAAUGAUUCUGGAAAAAUACUAGGUAUUCUUUAUUUUCAUGCUCUGUUGAUCAAUAAGUUGAGAAAAGUUGUGUAUAUAAGUAUAUUUUAAGAGUGUUUCUUUCUUGUAUAUGUAUAUUCUUCAUAGGAUAUGCCAGUAUUUGACUCCAUCUAUUUUAUAAAUCUUAUGCUUGUAAUUUCACAUAGUUAUAACUUGUUAAUUAUGAGUCAAAAAAUAAAAACGCUUCUGACCUGAUAAA
Messenger RNA from Frankliniella occidentalis (western flower thrips), 2786 nucleotides. It is a transcript of the gene mtm, whose product is annotated as myotubularin-related protein 2. The coding region runs from base 375 to 2312 and encodes 645 amino acids. The record is from RefSeq and is a predicted model, not a curated record. Gene Ontology annotation, biological process: dephosphorylation. The transcript is spliced from 15 exons. Gene Ontology annotation, molecular function: phosphatidylinositol-3,5-bisphosphate 3-phosphatase activity. NCBI's taxonomy places the organism in Eukaryota, Metazoa, Arthropoda, Insecta, Thysanoptera, Thripidae.